This is a messenger RNA of Telopea speciosissima, 1831 nucleotides long. Its product is annotated as double-stranded RNA-binding protein 2-like. Lineage: Eukaryota; Viridiplantae; Streptophyta; Magnoliopsida; Proteales; Proteaceae. The transcript has 3 exons. Gene Ontology annotation, molecular function: double-stranded RNA binding. Bases 538 to 1731 code for a protein of 397 amino acids. The record is from RefSeq and is a predicted model, not a curated record.
CGAUGGAGGUAAUACUGUUCAAGGGUUCCGAUCCAAGAAUCCUCUUCUCUGUUUCUUAGAAGAUUCGUGAAUACAGGGUAUCUGGUCUAAGGUGAAGGGAAGCUUGGUUUAGGAUCUCUGAGUUACCUUAUCAGAACCCUAAACGGGAAAAUCAUAAACUAAUAAAGAAAAAGUAACGCCACUAGAAAAUCUCAAAUCUCUCCUCCUGUCUGGAAGGUGCAAAGUGCAGAUCGUCUCCACCACUCCACUCUUUUUCUUUCUCUGCUCUGCUAUACUCUUUGUGGCCAGAGAAGGAUUCAUAAACCCUAGAAAAUCACCUGAUUCUCCCUGGGGAAAAUUCAUUUUUUCUCACCAAUCCGCCGAGAAGCCCUAGUUUUUGCUGCAUUUGAAGUCCAGAGACCGUCGAUCGGAUCUGUGUACUCUGGAACGGUUGCGACAUGGGGCUUCUGGCCUUCCCCGUCGAUCGUAAGUGGGUUCUUUUGAGAAGAGCGAGAAAGUAGACCAGUAGAGAGAAGAGGAAGAGAGGGGAAGUAAGAGAUGUAUAAGAACCAGCUUCAGGAGCUGGCGCAGAGAAGCUGCUUUAAUCUUCCGUCGUAUACUUGCAUAAGGGAAGGUCCCGAUCACGCGCCGAGAUUCAAGGCGACAGUUAACUUUAACGGCGAGAUCUUCGAGAGCCCCAACUAUUGUACGACCUUGAGGCAAGCUGAGCAUUCUGCAGCGGAGGUUGCACUCAAUUCGCUUUCUAACAGAGGUCCUUCGCAUUCGCUUGCCGCCAGGAUCCUGGAUGAGACUGGGGUCUACAAAAACCUCUUACAGGAGAUUGCACAAAGAGUUGGAGCACCUCUGCCUCAAUACACAACUUUUCGGUCGGGUCUCGGGCACCUACCUGUCUUUACUUGCAUAGUAGAGCUGGAUCGAAUUACAUUCACAGGUGAACCUGCCAAGAACAAGAAACAAGCUGAAAAGAAUGCAGCCAUGGCAGCAUGGUCAUCUCUGAAACAAUUGGCACAGCAAUCUGCAGGUUCAUCCUCUGAGACAGAGAACAAUGAUGAACAGGAACAGAUUACUAUAGCCCGGGCACUAUUAAACUAUCGUCUGAAGGAAAAGAUAGGAAUGGCAAACUCGCCUGAUGCUCCUAUUCCAUUCUCAAAGAAAUUCCCGAUGCAAAAUCUGAGACCAAGUACACAGCCUCCCCCUGUUACGACCUCAAAAAUCCUCCCAUUAAUCUGCCUGAAGACAGCUCCAAGGAUCAGACCAGGGUCCUCAACAUCAAAUGAAAGCUCCCAACCAUCGCAAUUCUUGCCACAUGAAAACCGCGGUAUUCGUCCCCAGAAAUUCCCUGCAGCAGGAGCAGCUCCAUACAUUCCUGCCAGGCAUUUCAGGCCACUGUACCAUGGGAUUGCUCCACCAGUGACAAUAAGGACUUCAGUCCCUGUUUUCUCUGCCCCGCCAGUACCACCGCCAACCCGUCCUCAGGUAAUGGGGCCACCACCAACUCAUGUAGCCCCACCAGUCUGCAUCAGGCAAGCAGUGCCAGUGUUUGCUGCUCCACCCGUUUGUAAAGAGGAACUUCCGGCUCCGCUCCUUUGUAAGGAGGAGCUACCAUCUUUGAAGGUUUCUUCCUUGCCAUCUAAAUUAUCAGUUCAGAUAGAGGACACAAGGAGCUUAACAACUGGGAAUGACCUGCGAGAAUCAGUUGCUACAGAGGGCAUGAAACAGCUCAGAAUUUGAUUUUGGUAGGGGAGGAUUUGAAUUCGGAGGAACUAUUUCUGAUUUUGUACUGGGUUUUGCUUGGUUUUCUAAUAUUUUUUACUCCUUCCGAAUGUUCUUA